GUUGCUGGCUUUAUUUCAGUAUCUCUACAAUGGAUAUAAAUGUAACAUGUAUAGACUUUAUAAGCAGACUUGUUUGUUUCUCAUGUAUUUGCAUCUCCAUAUUGAAUCAAUACAAUGGACUCUGUCAUCAACGUAGUUGUCUCCCAGUUCAAGACCUUUGCUGGGAAUGAUGGAUCCUCAAACACCCUGAACAAAGAGGAGUUCAGCAGCCUGGUGGCCUCUCAACUACCUGCUUUUGUUAAGAAUACCAGCGAUAAAGGCGUCAUCGAGCAGCUCGUAGGUUCGUUGGAUGAAAACAACGACAGGGAGCUGACGUUCUGACAGCUGAUUGGAAAACUUGCCAACAAACAAGGGGGCUUUUAG
Molecule: messenger RNA, 363 nt
Organism: Oncorhynchus masou masou (cherry salmon)
Lineage: Eukaryota; Metazoa; Chordata; Actinopteri; Salmoniformes; Salmonidae
Gene: s100a11
Product: S100 calcium binding protein A11
Cellular component (GO): perinuclear region of cytoplasm
Molecular function (GO): calcium ion binding; calcium-dependent protein binding
Source: RefSeq, a predicted model, not a curated record